AUGGAUCAGUUUAUGUUUGAUGCACUUGCAAUGUCCCUCCUUUGUUGCACAUGUUGGAAGAGUCUUGAAAGGGACAAAAAUGAUUUGUUUUUUACGCCAAAAAAGCAAAAUGUGAAGUUUCGGCAAAGACUCAACAGCAAAUCAACUGAAGGUUGUUCAGUCGAAAUUUUCGUCAUCAAAGGAAAGAAAAAUCACAUUUGGAACGCCUGAAAAUCUAAUUAAAGAAAUAUUAAAUUCUUUUUAAAAAUCUU
Messenger RNA from Clunio marinus, 251 nucleotides. Lineage: Eukaryota; Metazoa; Arthropoda; Insecta; Diptera; Chironomidae. The record is from the annotation of a GenBank genome assembly.